This is a messenger RNA of Cordyceps militaris CM01, 1704 nucleotides long. Its product is annotated as carboxypeptidase Y precursor. The coding region runs from base 1 to 1704 and encodes 567 amino acids. NCBI's taxonomy places the organism in Eukaryota, Fungi, Ascomycota, Sordariomycetes, Hypocreales, Cordycipitaceae. Gene Ontology annotation, cellular component: fungal-type vacuole. Gene Ontology annotation, molecular function: serine-type carboxypeptidase activity. The transcript has 2 exons. Gene Ontology annotation, biological process: proteolysis. The record is from RefSeq and is a predicted model, not a curated record.
AUGCGUCUGUCCACCUCGGUCGUGCUCGGAGCCGCGGCCACCGCGGUCGCCGGCGACCAAAAGAUCCUCAACAAGGACAGCAAAUACCACUCCCCCCUCAACCUGGGCGGCAACCCGCUCACCGGCUUCGACUGGUCCGCCGACAUUGCGUCGUGGGCGCAGCCGCUCAAGGCGCUGUACGGCGACAUCUCGGCCGAGGCCAAGGCGACCUGGGACGAGGUCGCGCAGCUGGCGCCCGAGGUCGUCGCGACGUUCAAGCAGAGCAUCGCGGCCAAGGCCAAGCCCAAGAAGAUUCACCACCGCCCCGACGCCCACUGGGACCACAUUGUCCGCGGUGCCGACGUGCAGGCGCUCUGGACCAAGGGUGAAGACGGCGAGGACCGCCGCCAAUAUGGCGGGCAGCUCGACAACUACGACGUGCGCGUACGCAAGGUGGACCCUGCAAAGCUCGGCGUCGACUCGGUCAAGCAGUACUCAGGAUACCUCGACGACAACGAGCAAGAUAAGCACCUCUUUUACUGGUUCUUCGAGUCGCGCAAUGACCCGGCCAACGACCCCGUCGUGCUGUGGCUCAACGGCGGGCCCGGUUGCUCGUCGAUGCUCGGCCUCUUCAUGGAGCUCGGCCCGGCGUCGAUUGACAAGAAGGGCAAGGUGGUGCACAACCCGAGCUCGUGGAACAGCAACGCGUCGGUCAUCUUCAUCGACCAGCCCGUCAACGUCGGCUACUCGUACGGCAGCGGCAGCGUGUCCAACACGGCCGCCGCCGCCAAGGAUAUUUACGCCCUCCUCACCCUCUUCUUCCACCAGUUCCCCGAGUACGCCGAGCGCGACUUCCACAUUGCCGGCGAGUCGUAUGGCGGCCAUUACGUGCCCAUCAUGGCGCACGAGAUCCUCUCGCAUAAGGACCGCAACAUCAACCUCAAGUCGGCGCUCAUCGGCAACGGCCUUACCGACGGCCUCACCCAGUACGAGUACUACCGCCCCAUGGGCUGCGGCGACGGCGGCUACCCGGCCGUGCUCGACGAGUCGCAGUGCCAGGCCAUGGACAAUGCCCUCCCGCGCUGCCAGUCGCUUAUUGAGUCCUGCUACAACAGCGAGAGCGUCUGGAGCUGCGUGCCGGCCAUCCUUUACUGCAACGCCCAGUUCAUCGGCCCCUACCAGCAGACGGGCCAGAACCCGUACGACGUGCGCGAAAAGUGCAAGGGUGGCAACCUCUGCUACGACGAGAUGACGUGGAUCACCGACUUUCUCAACCGUGACGACGUCCAGGAGGCGCUCGGCGUCGAGCCCACGACCUUUGACAGCUGCAACUUUGACAUUAACCGCAACUUCAUGUUCCAGGGCGACUGGAUGCUGCCCAUUGUCAGGGUCAUCCCCGGUCUGCUGGAGCAGAUUCCAGUGCUCGUGUACGCCGGCGAUGCCGACUUCAUCUGCAACUGGCUCGGCAACCAGGCGUGGACGGAGCGUCUGGAGUGGGCGGGCCAGAAGGCAUACAGCGAGGCCAAGAUCAAGGACCUGACGCUCGACGGCGCCAAGAAGCCGUACGGCAAGGUCAAGUCGGCAAAGGGCCUGACGUUUAUGCAGCUCUUUGAGGCGGGUCACAUGGUGCCGUACGACCAACCCGAGGCGUCGAUUGACUUUCUCAACCGCUGGAUUUCGGAUUUGAAAAUUUUCUGCCUGGAUAGUUGGACAUUUGUUUGCUAG